Messenger RNA from Poecilia latipinna (sailfin molly), 5562 nucleotides. It is a transcript of the gene arhgef37, whose product is annotated as Rho guanine nucleotide exchange factor (GEF) 37. The transcript is spliced from 16 exons. The coding region runs from base 425 to 2755 and encodes 776 amino acids. Gene Ontology annotation, cellular component: cytoplasm. Lineage: Eukaryota; Metazoa; Chordata; Actinopteri; Cyprinodontiformes; Poeciliidae. Gene Ontology annotation, molecular function: protein binding; guanyl-nucleotide exchange factor activity. The record is from RefSeq and is a predicted model, not a curated record.
UAGCUUUAGCCAGUUCUUUUUGUGUUUUGACAAGCUGCUUCUGACAACAGGUGGAACGUGGAGAGCCGCAGACAUCUGAGCUGGAGUAAAUACGCGAUGGCAGAAAGAUAACAACAUGAAAAUCCAGACAACCCCUUUGCAAUUGGAAGAGGAUGGGAUUUCCCACCGUGCUUUUGUUUCCUGUGAGCAGAAAACUUCAAUCACUUCUCUGCUCUGUCUUCAUUGGCCCCUUUAGUAUCCCACAAAGCUUCUCACCGAGUCGUCUGAUUGGUCCUUCAGACCCCUGUGAGGACUGAUCUGCCAAUCGCUGUUAGUUUCGCAGCGGCUCUCCUCUGCAGCUCAGCAUUCUCAGGACAACGGGAUAAAAAGAGGAGAUCUCAGUUCACCGCAGCUGAUUCAGGAUUUUGCAGAAGCGAUCUCCGUCAUGGAAGUGUCCGGUAGACCAAACCCAUCGCCCUUCAAACUCCACAAAUCAGCCUCUACUCCUCUUCGCUAUUCAGGUGCAGUGAAGAAGGUUGUCAAGAAAAAUCAAACAAAGGAAAGUGGAAAUAAAAAGAAGGACAAUCAAGUUGAAUAUGACAAUGCUAGCUCUGAAGAGGAGACAGCAGAAGAUUUAGUGCUUAAACCAACUACUGAUUCUUCAGAACUUGCAGAUGCAGGUGCUCAUCAAAUACGUUUAAGACUUCCCUCAGAGGACAGUUUCUCAGAGGAGACAUUGGUGUCACAGGAAAGGCUGGCAGAGGAAGCAAAGAAGAAGAGUGAAGAGGAGGAAGCGGCAGCAAAAGAGAGGCAAGCUCAGAGACAGGUGAUGGCCAUCGAAGAGCUGGUCCAAUCAGAGAAGAGUUACCUCAAAAUGCUGCAGAUCUGCACUGUAAAUAUCAGGAACAGCUUGAACAACCUCCAGCCUCCUCCACCAAACCUGGACAGUCUGUUUCUGUACACAGAGGAGGUGAUGAAUGUGUCGAGCCGCCUCCUCUUCAAGUUGGAGCAGAAGCAGCUCAAGCCUAAAAACCCAGAAUUUCUAGAAAAUCUCUGUGCUUCAUUCCUCAGCCUCUCCUCUGAAAUCGAAGCAGCAUACAAAGAAUACUUGUGGAACUACAAUCAUAUCUCGUUAGUGGAGAAUGACUACAAACAGAACGAGACACUUUGGAGUGACAUUAUUAAAGUCGUAAAGUCAGCAGCACCUGAAGUCAAUGCCACCUCUCUGAGUUUCUUCUUGGUAAUGCCAGUGCAGCGGAUUGCGCGCUACCCUCUCCUUCUGCAGACCAUCCAGAAACACACCGACCCCUCUCACCCAGCGUACGCCCUCCUGGAGCAGACUGCUAACACCUCCAUCGCCCUGAACUGUAACAUCAAUGAGUACAAACGGUUCAGAGAAGUUGCUGAUAAAUACAAGAAGACUGAAAACCUGACCAUUAUGGACAAGAUCAACCGGCUCAGCACGCACAGCAUCGCAAAGAAGACCGCAAGGUUCAGUCAGUACAUCAAACAUGAGACUGGAAUGGCACCAAAGCUGGUGGAUGAAGAGUUUGAUACCCUUGAAGGUUUCUUUAACAUUCUGGAAUAUGGGAUCCUGGUGCUUCUGGAGAAUGUGGAAACUUACCUUUUCCACCUGCAGAGGUUCCUGGAAUGUAAGACAGAAGAGUUUGACUUUGACAUGGAUGGUGAAAAGGCCCCUGUUUGCUACAAGGAGAUCCACACUGCACUCAGACAGUGGAUCCUUCCAAUGUUUGAAAAAAGGAUGAGGACCCUGAUUCACAAGCCACUCUGUGAACUGCGGGACCUCCUGGUGGGACCGAAGAACCUGAUUAGAAAACGACUCCACAAGCUGCUUGACUAUGAAGUGAUAGAGGGAAAACCCAAACUGAGCUACGAGGAACAGGCUGUGGCCAACGCAUACAAGACAAUCAACACAUUGCUCCUCAACGAGCUUCCUCGCUUUAAUGGCCUCGCUCUGCAGAUGAUCUGGAGAAUGUUGGGGACGUUCAGCUGCUUGCACAGAGACCUCGCUGCAGACAUGGAGCAGCUCUUUCAGGGCUUUGCACUACAGCUUCCUCACAGUUCCUAUCAUCCAACGGAAUUCCAGGAGUGGGUAGAGACUGCUGUGCUUGAAGGAGCCAGGAAUUUGGACAUUUUAUGCCAAAGUGUGCAAGAAACCCUUAAUUCUCCAGCUGUCCAGCCUCUGAGCCCGUCGUGUCAGCGGCGCCUGCAGCAGCUAACAGAUAAGCACGGCUCCGGUAAGAUCUUCCAGGUCACAAACACAGUGGUGGGAACCCGGGACUUCGACCUGAAUCUGACCAAGGGGGACUUUGUUGCCCUCAUCAGCGAGUUCGACACCCGUGGAGACAAACGGAGGUGGCUGGUUGAUUCAGGAGCAAAGAAAGGUUAUGUUCCUUCAUCGAAGCUCAUUCGCUAUCACCAAGCAGCAGAGGACCCGCCCCCCUCGCCAUUCCUUCCUACGCCGGGAAACAUGAUGGCGUUCAGGAGACACUCCUGCAUCCCAGAUCCCCAAGUUGUCCACGUCACAAGUCAGCCUUUAUUCCAGGUGGUCGCUGCCUAUGACUUCAUGGCGAGGGGAAGCCAUGAAGUAUCGGUCCGUGCCGGUGAACCCGUCCGGGUCCUGGAGUCACAGGACAAACGAGGGAACUCCGAGUGGAGCCUGGUGGAGGCCAGAGGUCAGAGAGGCUACGUGCCCUCCAAUUACCUCACCAGGAUGCCUGUUGGCACAGGGUCACUGGCCCCUCCACUCUACUAGGAAAACACCAUGUUCUGUGAAUACUACAACAUUUUGUCAUAAACCUGCAGCUGCAUCCUCAAAAACACUUUAAGUAGAUUUAUUUUGUGUCAAACAGGAUUUUAAACUACAUGUAAGAACAAUUGUGAGCAAGUUUAAAUAAAUGACCACUGAGGUGUUUCCUCACAGCCUUCCAUAAAGAAAACAACUUUCUUCAAAAUCAGGAGAAAAUCUCAUUUAAAUUUAAAGUUUUAUGGCUUUUUUGGCCUUUGCUGGGUAAGUGGAUACAUUUAAAGUUAACUACAUGCAGUUUCAAAAACAAAUUCAAACAAGUUAGACGUAAUUUUGUUUUCUUUUUUUGUCACCAACAGAAGUGCAGCAGAUUGUUGAACUUGCAGGUUCCAUUAUUUUGAUAAGCUUUUUUCUGUUUUGUUUUAAAAUGUGUAUAAUAUUUUCUUUUUAUUGUUAUUUUUAUUUUUUGCCAUCUCACAAACUCUCAUACACUGUAGCUAAACCUCACAGCCUGCCAUUAGAAAGGUCCGGGCUCAAGUAGCCAGAAUUUGUGCAAUAGAAAAUCUUGAUAUUUCUUAUGCCUCAAUGUGGAUUUUGCUUUUUGUUUAUUUUAUGAUUCUCAAGUUUUCAGAUAUGGCACUGGAUAAAAAUGAAGGAAGCUGCUGCUACGUAGCUAACUGGUCUCUGAUGCCUUCCUCAUGGGCACUGAAGAAGAGUAGCGGCUUACUGUGAAUGUAGCAUGACGUACAAUCUUGAACUCUGGUAAAUUCUGGCGGUUUUUAUUAGUGCCAGUGGUCGGUUUGGACAGCCCUUCUGAUCUGAAGAAAAAGAAAGAAUAUCAGGACUAACCUUGACUCAUUUCCCAUGAUCCUCAGCAGGAAAGAAGAGCAUAGCAAUUGAAAAAGAUAGACAGCGUGUUCUCAUUAGAGGCUCUCUGUGUCAGUGAGGGAACUACAACAGCGAGACAUUGAGAGCAAACGGUUGAUGUGUGCGUCCUGUGUGCUGACAGGUGACUGUGUGUGGGAAUCUCUCCCUCCUCCUCACCUGGAAGCAGUGCCAGCAUUGUAUUGAGACUGGCAGGUACACAACGUUCUCAUAAUCUCACACGUUGUAAUGGGAUGUAAGUGCAAAAUAUCUCAGCGGCUGAGUUGAAGGGAGCUGAAACUGAGAUUUAUUCUCAGGAAAAGUUUCAGGAGGUGAUUUGUUACCUUUGUUUAAACUCCCUCAGCCCCCAUUACAGCAAAGAUCGUCAUUUCUUGGACAUAUUUUACUUAACAAGGUUUAUGUAAUGGAUAUAAAACAGUCCAGGCAGGACAGAGGUGACCUACUUCUGUCUUCAAACACACCUGAUAAUGGUUGUUGCUAUGGAUACAGUUUAAUCAGUGUAGAUCAUGCGUCUCUGUAGCGUUUUUUUCAAGUUGUUGAGACAUUGCAGGAUUAAGUUUGAUAUAGUAUGUCAAGGUUUUGAGGCCAAAGAUGAUUUAAUUCCAGCAGAUUCUUACAAUCUCUCAAAAUGAAAGAAUAUAUAAUAACUAAAAGAUUUUACAAUAAUAUCCACCUUUAUUUUCUAUAUAAAUAGUAAAAACAAUAUAGAUAAAUGUAGCUUUUUUAAUUUAAAUAUGAAUAUAUACUUGAUCUGAUAUUGUGAAUAAAUAAUUACCUGCUGAGUUGAUUGAUUAUUCAAAAUUUGGAAACAGUCAGGCUUGUGGAUUUUGCCACCAUGUAGGUUAAAAGACAUUAAAGCAGUGAUAAUCCUUCAAACUGGAACAGUUUCUUUCUUUCAGAAAGACAUUUGCACAGGCCUUCAGUGGCCAACAUGGCAACCAGACUUUGUGUUCCUAAAAAUCUCCUGACAAGUUGCAUUUACUGCUGUGUAGCAGAGGGAGCCUCGGCGCAGUCCAAGCUGCUCAGCUGGAUCUCAUCUCUCUCCAUCAGUUUGAAUGUCAGAUUGGAGCAGAGCAGCAGGAGGCUCAGCAAAAGCAUGCAGUGGUACUCCGCAAAAUGUCACUGUAGCAAAUGUCCCUAAGGUUAGCAGGAAGAACACAGAAAUUCCUCAACCCCUGAGAAUGAUGAGUUAAAAGCAGCCAAGAAAGGCCAUCACAACAGGAAGGAUGAUUAGUAAGAAAAUGACUUCAAACUGGAUACGUUUGUGUAAAUCAUGCAAAUAACAAAAAAGUAGUUUGAUUUAGAUUAUAUUUUGUGUCUUAUGUCUUAUAAACCUGAGUAUUUGCAUGUGCAUUAUGCAACCUAAACUUACUUACUGUUGACAUCUGAAACCACUUGCCAAAACCUGGAUUAUAUACUUCCAGAGUUAGAGAUUUUUGACCUGAAACAGCUGUUGUUUUUCUAUACUUUCACCACUAGGGGGAGUGUGUGAUACUGUUUGUGCCUAAUCUUUUUGAGUACACCGUGUUACUGUUAUAUAGGUUUGUUUGUUUAACAUCAUUACCAUUGUCAGUAUUUAUCCUGACAUGACCUGAGCUCUAUAAUGACCCAGAUUCUGUAAUUUUUGUUUAUACUAUUAAUGUGACAAAUUAACCUGCUGAUAAUGUUGGUUUCUAAUUUGUACUGCAGUGCUCUUUGUAAUUUAUUAUAAUGUAAUUAUGUUAAACCCUGUUGUGAUUUUAACUUAUUGGAUGCUUCAGGGCCAUUCUGAAGCAUGAAGUCCUUGGAAGUGUUGCCAGCGUUGUGCUGUUGAGCUCAUUCACUCACACAUGUAUUUGCACAGCAGAUGGGAGUCUCUGCAGUGCAGCAGCACUGUGUCAGGGCAGCUGUGAUCUGGUUUCGAGGCUUCAAUAAAACGGCGCUGAAACCUG